Messenger RNA from Cloeon dipterum, 1521 nucleotides. Its product is annotated as pre-mRNA splicing regulator USH1G-like. Gene Ontology annotation, molecular function: protein binding. The record is from RefSeq and is a predicted model, not a curated record. Lineage: Eukaryota; Metazoa; Arthropoda; Insecta; Ephemeroptera; Baetidae. Bases 37 to 1392 code for a protein of 451 amino acids. The transcript has 4 exons.
UAUUGUGGGUGGAUUGACAAACGUGCAAGCACAAUCAUGCCAGCGACCACGGUAGUCAGCACGCGGUACCACCGUGCGGCCCGCGACGGCCUCUUCGACAUGGUCAAGCAGGCGUCCUCCAAAGACGCCAACCAGAAGGACGACCUCGGCAUGACGCCAACCAUGUGGGCAGCUUUUUCUGGACACAGCCAAGUCCUCAGGCUGCUCGUCAGCAAAGGCGGAGCUUUGAACAAAUACGACAUGCUGGGGAACACGCCGCUGCACUUGGCGGCCGCGAACGCCAACACCAAGUGCGUGGCGUUCAUCUGCGCGAUGGGCGCCGACGUGUGGUCGUUGAACAUCGACCGACGCACACCCCGGGACAUGGCGGCCGCGCACCCCAAGGGCGAGUCGUCCCUGCGGCUGCUGGACGCGACGAUGGCCCGCGAGCUGGCGCUGGACCCGAAGCGCUGCGAGCACAAGCGGCAGCGGGCCAAGGAGCGCUCCGAGAAGAAGCUUCUCGCCUUCCAGCGCAUCACGGACGAGGUGAAGCGACAGCAGCUCGAGGAGCGGCGCAGUCUGCUCGAGCGCAGCGCCCACUCGGCCUUCGACGACGCGACGUCGCUGCACUCGUCCAGCGUCUCCACCAGCAACUCGUCCCUGUGGGCGGCCGUGCGCAACGCGGGCAACUCCAACAAGCGGCGGGCGUCGGCCGAGUCCAACGUGUCCUCCGUGGCCAGGAGCUUCAACUUCGGCGUCGGCUCCGUCGGCACCGACGGCAGCAGGACCAUCAGACCCAUUUCUGGCCUCGCCCCCAGCACGGAGGUGCUCUUCUCUGGACUCCUCGGUUCGAGACGUGCCUCUGCGCAGAGCACAGGUUCAUCCAUGACAACAGACUCAGUGACAGACGCCUUCGAACUUGCUCAGAGAAACCAAAUUGGAAUGGUCAGCGUGAUUGCCUCGGAUUCAGACACCGAAACCGACGAGGAAGUCAUCCACCCUGAACGCAGACGGUCCAGCCUGUUCAACAGGCCGGGCUUCGGCACCGUCGCAUUCCGACACUCCUUAACCGGCAUGGAGAGUGCAGACUCCAACUGGGCUUUCAAGAUCCCCGUUGGUGACGUAACCGACUCUGCGGGUAAAGACGAGUCAUCCACCACUGAUAGCCAGUUCGACUACGACGAGGAGAAAUCGCCCCUGGUGUCCUUCCUGGUGGCUUGGGGCCUGGGCCACUUGGCUCCCCUGCUCGCACCCACGUUCAAGGACGACCUGGAAGCCCUCCUCCUGGCCAACGAAGACGACCUGCAGAUCGCCGGCCUGGUGACGGGGCCGCGCAAGAAGCUGCUCAGGGCGAUCGCCCUUCGCAACGAGGAAAUCGAAGAACGGUCGGUUCCUGUAGACACCCGUUUAUGACCUGUGCUUGUGUUUAGUUUAGUUUUAGUUCAGUACCUUUACCUUUACUCUUUAGUUGUUGUUAAGUUUUGUAUUACGCGGCAGCACAUUCUGAUAAAUAAAGAAUAUCAUUCAACUAUAACAAAGUGA